UAAAAAUUUAAGUUUUGUAAGAAGUUUUUACUUCAAAAUACUAAUAAAGUUUUAAUUUUUUAGCAAUGGGUCGUACAUCAGUUAAUCCUGUAAGUGUGUUGUUUUUUGACUAUAACAAGGGAUCUAAUACAUCAAAAUGUAAGAUUUCUGACUGUCCACACCCCAUCAUGAAAGGCAAACAUUCCAUGACACUUCAAAAACAUGUAGAGCAACGUCAUCCAAAAUCGUACCUUGUAUUGGUAAAGGAGAAACGGCGUAUGGAACUUGCAGAUAGUGAUUCGGAUAAAGAUGAUGGUUUUGAAUCGAACAACAAAAAACUGAAGAUUGGUCCACUUGAUAAAGUUAUCAGUGUAACAAAGAAAUCACUUUAUAUAAGGAUGGAUAAAGAGACACUAUUAAAAGCAUGUACCGAACUUGUCACAAUCAAUGGUAGACCAUUAACUAUAUUUAAAGAUUCUGGCAUGCAAAAGAUUUUGAACCCCAUAACACAAUCAAUUGGAAAUAGUGAGUUUCUACCAACCUAAUACAUUUUGUAAAGCCCAUUUUUUCAAAAUUAUUUACCUAUAUAAUUAGCUUACAUUUUAAAUAAGUAGGUAAUCAUAUUUGUGAUUUACAUUAAAUA
Molecule: messenger RNA, 622 nt
Organism: Acyrthosiphon pisum (pea aphid)
Lineage: Eukaryota; Metazoa; Arthropoda; Insecta; Hemiptera; Aphididae
Exons: 2
Coding region: 66-524 (152 amino acids)
Source: RefSeq, a predicted model, not a curated record